This is a messenger RNA of Callorhinchus milii (elephant shark), 2454 nucleotides long. RefSeq names its product cytidine and dCMP deaminase domain containing 1 (gene cdadc1). Bases 74 to 1543 code for a protein of 489 amino acids. Gene Ontology annotation, molecular function: zinc ion binding; tRNA-specific adenosine deaminase activity. The transcript is spliced from 9 exons. The record is from RefSeq and is a predicted model, not a curated record. Lineage: Eukaryota; Metazoa; Chordata; Chondrichthyes; Chimaeriformes; Callorhinchidae. Gene Ontology annotation, biological process: tRNA wobble adenosine to inosine editing.
CAGUAGGCCCAGGCUCCUCCCCCGGUCGGAGGGACUGGAGGAAGGGCUUCCCGGGGCCCCGCUGCUCCCCACCAUGAACAGCCGCAGCGUUUCCGUGUCCUCGUGCGGCGGCGACGGCGGCGGCAGGAGGCAGGCGAGCUCGCAGACGGAGGCCGUGGUGAAGGGACAAAACCCCAGGCUUUCCAAAGUGAAUCUUUUUACCCUCCUUAGUCUGUGGAUGGAACUGUUUCCAAAUAACGAACAAAAUGAGACUGAGGUGAGAAAAACUGGUCUGGUUGUUGUGCAAAAUUCAAAGGUUAUUGGUCUGCACUGUUCCAGUCCAGACCUUCACGCAGGUCAAAUUGCUGUUGUGAAGCAUGGAGCUAAAUUAAAAGAUUGUGACCUUUAUUUUUCACGUAAACCUUGCUCAACCUGUUUGAAGAUGAUUGUGAAUGCUGGAGUAAAUCAGGUGUCCUACUGGCCUGCUGACCCAGAAAUGAGCCUUAUUGAGCAUAAUGCAUUGAACGAUAGCUGCUCAGAUGCAAAGCUUGAUGCUAAAGCUGUGGAAAGACUGAAGUCCAAUAGUCGAGCUCGUGUCUGUGUCUUGGUGCAACCUCUGGCAUACAAUAUGCUUCAGUUUGUGGAGGAAACCUUACAGAAGUGUGGCUUUUUGCAAUAUUUAGCUGACACAGAUCCACAUUUUAAACUGGAGGAUUUUUUCACUGAGUACAGAAAGAACAAAUUGAAGGAAUUUGAAGAAUUGUAUUUAAUUUCCAAUGAAGACGUGCACAAAGACAUUUUAAAAACUUUAGGUCUGGAGAAUCUAUGCGAUGAUCCUUAUUUUACCAAUUUGAGACAUAAAAUGAAAGAACUUGUUAUUUUACUAGCAACUGUAAAUUGCAGUAUUCCAAAAUAUGGAACUGUUGGAUUUUAUUGUGCUGAUAAAGAAAUACCACCUGAAGGGCAGGACAACACUGGAAUCCAAGAAAUUGCAAGACACUGCAUGCUUCAAGCCCAGUUGUUGGCCUAUCGAACAGAGGAUCAAAAAAUUGGUGUUGGAGCAGUCAUUUGGGCAGAGGGAAAAUCGAGAACGUGUGAUGGAACAGGAACAAUGUAUCUGAUUGGAUGUGGUUAUAAUGCCUACCCAGUCGGAUCCAAAUAUGCAGACUUUCCUCAGAUGGAUGAUAAGCAACAGAAAGACAGAGAAGCCAGGAAGUAUAGAUACAUUAUACACGCUGAACAGAAUGCCUUAACGUUCCGGUGUCAAGAUAUUAAGGAAGAUGAGAAGACAAUGAUUUUUGUAACUAAAUGUCCAUGCGAUGAAUGUCUUCCUUUAAUUAAAGGUUCUGGUAUAAAACAAAUAUACACAGGAGAUCUAGACGUUGGCAAAGUAAAGCCCGAUAUCUCAUAUCAGAAGUUUUCUGGUCUACAAGGUGUAAGGAAAUUCACAUGGCAGUGGAUGCCAGACCCACAUACAGGAAUUGUUGAGAAUGGAUUCCUGAUAAAACGCCCAGUAGAAUCUUCAGAUGACAAACUUCAUGAAAGGAAGAAGCUGUGUUUCUAAAGCUGGAACAUUGUAUAUUUUAACAAAUGCAUUCUUAUGUUACAGACACUUAUUUAAGAUGAAGAAAGCUGCUAUUUUGUGGUUAAAUAUCAUUUUUUUUAAAUGAUAUUGAGAUUGUAUUACUUAACUUAAACAGAUGUAUCAUUGUUCAAACACAUAUGAAGAAAUCGUAUUUUUGAUUCACUUGGUAAGUUCUGAGAUGUGCUGCCUACUGUAUAAUACUUUUAAGUGUUGUUUAAAAUGUAUUGAAAGUACGAGUGCUAUACAAAGCCAUUUCACAUAUCAGACACUAUCUCGUAUGCUCGAUGAGUCCAGUCAAAAAUGACCUGCUUAUCUACACAGCCAAUUGACCAUUUAACAUGUUUCAUUCAGACAAACAUGGUGUUCUGUAAGCAUGUAAACGCCCAUUCAUUUCCACCAAAUAUAACACUGGGAACAUUUAUAACAUUAUAAAAUGUAAUUCUUUUCUAAAAACGUGUGUGAAUUAGUGAAACAGCAAGUAAUUAUUUAGCUAUUUAUGAUAUAGAUAUAUCAUAUCUAUAUUGGUUACAGCAGAACCUCAGCGAGACACUUUUGGAAAACAAAUUACAGCCUUACAUUGUGUGAUUUGAAGUUAACUCAAUACUUGCCUCUCUCAAUCUUUACUUUAAAGCAUCUUACAUCUGCUAGGAUUAGCCUACCUGAUAGAUUGAAUAUCUUUUUUUAAAAAAAGUGCAAUAGUUUCUCAUUUUGCUAGAUGUUAAAUUCAUUUGUCAAAAACGUAAACUGUUCCCAACUUUGUUACUUGCUUAUGUCUUUUCAAUCUUGUUCUUGCUUGGGUAAGAAACAUAAGUUUUGAAACCAUGUGCAGAAUUCCCAGAAAGGAUAUUUGAAUUUGUAAUAAAAGUUGCAAAGUAUGUUUUUAAAUUCUA